AUCGACGACUGCCGGCGCCCCCCGCCGCCGACGAGCAGCCGCCGAGCGGCGCCGCUCGUUUUGCGGUUUUUCGUCUCGUUCGAAGCGUUGGAGUCGAAGUGAGGUGUUGGUAUCUGGCUGAGCCGGGUUGGAUCUUUUUCGUAAACCUCUUCUUUAUCAUUUGACGAGAGAGUUAUCUACGGAUCCGAAACGAUUCUUUGUUUGGGAGGUAGAAGCAAUGAAUUGGAUUCAACGUAAGAUCUACCUUUACAAUGUCACCUUUGGGCUCUUCAUGUUGGAUUGGUGGGAACGCUAUUUGUUCAAUACUCUGGUAAUUGUCUUGAUGUGGUUUGUUCUUUACAACACUUCACGUUAUGUAACUACGUUCUGCAAAAGCAUAUAUGGUGAAGCGCAUCAAUUUGAGGGAACUAAUUGGGCAUGGCAGUUUGAAAGAACUGAUCAACACCAUAGGACAUGAUGGCUCUCUGUUUCAUACUUAGGCUUGGGAACUAUUUUGUUGAGGUGCGCAUGCAUCUCGUGCACCUAUCUAGCGAGAAUUUUGUAAUUGCGGUCUGAUUGUCAAUGGUUUUAUCGGAUAGGGACCAGUCCCUGGCAUGUGAAGUUUAAAUGAUCUGCAUUACCUGCAAGACAUUUUCACGGCUAGUCCCGGAUGCCUUGCCUUGUCCUCUCCUCGAGUAUUGUUAUUCUUUUUGUAUUUUCACCUUGACCAUUCUUUGUGUACCACUACUCCUUUCAAACAAGCUUAGAACAUUGACAUUUUGAAAGCUGUGCUGUCAAAUUCACCUGAAAGCGAAAAAUACAGUAAUUUUGAUUGGAUCGAAAA
This is a messenger RNA of Syzygium oleosum, 823 nucleotides long. RefSeq lists its product as uncharacterized. The coding region runs from base 218 to 457 and encodes 79 amino acids. The transcript is spliced from 5 exons. Lineage: Eukaryota; Viridiplantae; Streptophyta; Magnoliopsida; Myrtales; Myrtaceae. The record is from RefSeq and is a predicted model, not a curated record.